Messenger RNA from Castor canadensis (American beaver), 363 nucleotides. RefSeq names its product prolactin-like. The record is from RefSeq and is a predicted model, not a curated record. Gene Ontology annotation, cellular component: extracellular region. Gene Ontology annotation, biological process: positive regulation of receptor signaling pathway via JAK-STAT; mammary gland development; positive regulation of lactation. Gene Ontology annotation, molecular function: hormone activity; prolactin receptor binding. Lineage: Eukaryota; Metazoa; Chordata; Mammalia; Rodentia; Castoridae.
AUGGACAGCAAGCAGUCAUCAUGGAAAGGAUCACUCCUGCUGCUGCUGGUGUUAAACCUCCUUCUCUGCAAGAAUGUGGCUGCCAGCCCUGCCUGUGCAGGUGGGGCUGCGAACUGCCGCUUGAGCCUCCAAGACCUGUUCACCCGUGCAGUCGCCCUGUCUGACAACAUCUAUAAAGUUGCUGAAGACACAUUCAGGGACUUUCAAAAAACAUAUGCCACUGGUCAGGAGUUCAUUUCCAGGGCCAUCAACAGCUGCAGCACUUCUUCCAUUCCUACUCCAGUGGACAAGGACCAAGCCUUAAAUAACAAGGUAACUCUUAAGCCCAGGUUUUCCACCAAAACAGCUGAGGCAGCAUUCUAG